Messenger RNA from Exserohilum turcica Et28A, 1719 nucleotides. RefSeq lists its product as uncharacterized. Gene Ontology annotation, molecular function: serine-type endopeptidase activity. Gene Ontology annotation, biological process: proteolysis. The record is from RefSeq and is a predicted model, not a curated record. Lineage: Eukaryota; Fungi; Ascomycota; Dothideomycetes; Pleosporales; Pleosporaceae. The transcript has 3 exons. The coding region runs from base 1 to 1719 and encodes 572 amino acids.
AUGGCUCUUGCUACAGCGUUAGACGAAAACAUGAUCUCGCCGAAACACAAAGUCUUCCUGGCAUUCGCCUUGUCUAAAGCUUUCUGGCAGUAUUACGAAUCAGAUUGGAUGAAGGUGGAAUGGAGUUCUGACACCGUACAACUCCUGCAGACAGCAAGCCUUGACUCGAAGGCACCUUUCCUUCGGGUCAUACCUGCGCAUUUGAGAGGUGAGACCUUUAGUGAGCAUGAGUCAGAGACAAUGUCAGGUCAGAGCACUCACCUCCACCCAUAUCCCUACAUCUUUAACCUUGGCCUUCUCUUGUUUCAGCUCGGCUCAGCGGACUGCAGAGAAAUACAAAUCAGUGCGGAUGCAGAAAACUUGUCAGGUAUUGAGAAGAACAACAGACUUCUCCUCUACUGCUGCAAAGAGAUUGUUUCUGGACAAGAUUGGCCUACAUUAGCAAUUCCGGCUCAACACAAGACAAAAUUUCAGCGCGCUGUCAAGACAUGUUUUCCGAUCGAUUCACCAUCUUUCAAAGAUCUAUUUGAAAAUUCUCCGGAUGUCUCAGCAAGACGACUGAUCCUCAAGAAUCAUGUCGUCGACCCCUUGCUCGAACUUUAUCAAGACAUGGCCGAUAUAGAAGAAGCAGAGAUCUGGCUUCAACGUUCGACGCGAGUGGGGAAGUCUACUGUGUUACAGACAGGCACGGGUAGCAAUAAAACGCUCAAGACUCAAAGCGACCUGGCAUCAGAUUGGCUCAACAGCAUGUCGAGUUCCUGGUUGCAUACACAUGUCACUGAAAAGCUCGAACGCAUGAAAAGGCCAAAGAUUGCGAUUAUCGACACGGGGUUCGACGACGAAACCAUCGUUACACAUUGGAGAGAUCGCAAGCUUCAAAAACGGCUCAAUAUGCUACCAAAAGGAAAAGCAGAGUGUAACUGGAAGGACUUCUGGCAACCCAAGACAAUUCCACUUGAUAUUGAUGGACAUGGAACAGCUAUGCUCUCCAUCGUCCAUCGCGUUGCGCCUUUUGCAGAUAUCUGUGUCGCACGCAUAGCAGGAGGCGACGAAGAUCUGAAGCAGGAUGCAAUCAAAACCAGCCAGAAUCUUGCCAAGGCUAUUAGAUGGGCUGUUGAAGAACAAGAUGCAGACAUUGUGUCUCUCUCCCUCGGCUGGGAACAAGAACCGUGUCAUGAGGAAGAACGCAUCGUCAGUAAUGCCAUCAGCAGUGCGCUCGCAAAGCGAAACAGGAACGUUUUGAUCUUUGCUGCGGCAUCGAACUUGGGUGGUGGCAUGACAGAGCUGUUCCCAGCAUAUCUCCCAGAAGUCAUUUCCGUCCGAGCCGUAAACACAGAGGGACAGAACCCAGGCUUCAACCCCUCGCUUCCCAAGGGUGCAGUAAAAGUAUUCGGCACGCUGGGAGUCGAGGUACCAGCCCGGCAACGACAUGGCUCGGGAUACAUCAACCACAACGGAACUUCGGUUGCGACUGCGAUCAUGGCAGGAAUCGCUGCAAUCAUCAUUGGGUACAUCAACAUCAACAUGGACAACACGGAGAAGCGCAAAUCCUGGCUUAACAUCAGGACGCCCGAGGGCUUUCAAAGGCUGCUGCACCAGCUUUCCACGGAAUCGCAGCCGCGCCAGCUAUUCAUGACUCUCAAACACCAUUCAGAAUUCAAGCACCAGUCUAUCUUGGAAGCUGCAUUGACGAGCGCUUCAAAUCCGAAGCCAAUGUAG